AUGAUCAUGAGGAGGCCGAAGCCUUUCUCAGUUGGCUACUCCCCUGGUCCUCAAUUUCAUUUCCAAUCAUCUUCAUAUGAUAAUCGCAGUGCAUUUGAUUUUGACCCCACCAACACAAUCUCCAGAGAUCCAAGAUGGGGUGGAGCAGCACCUCAGAACAAUUUCUAUACAUUUGGCUCCCCUUCAAUUCCUUCACCCACGACACAAAGUCUUCAAGGAGAGUUCUCCAAAUUUGACUUGCUUCCUAUCCAAGAAAGCGUUGAGGACUCACAUCAAAGGUCAGAACAUGGGUUAGAUUGUAAAAAACCUUUCCAUGGCUUCUCAAAGUUAAAGGAGCAGGUGGGCAGGAAAGAAUUAGGGCUUAGCUUAAACAGUGAGAGAGGUGAAGCAGAAGGAGAUGGCAUUGAUCUCAACCUCAAACUCUAAGAGGUUGGCUUACCAAGAAUUGAGAUUCUCAUAAACAACUAUGUAAGAUUGGGAGCAUGAUCAACUGAUCAUUGUCAAUGCCACCAAUUAAUGGUUAAGAUAAUGUUGAACAUAUGA
Molecule: messenger RNA, 543 nt
Organism: Corylus avellana
Lineage: Eukaryota; Viridiplantae; Streptophyta; Magnoliopsida; Fagales; Betulaceae
Source: RefSeq, a predicted model, not a curated record